CAUGUCCAGAUAAGGAUGUCUUAGCAAUAGGAUUGGGGCCUCCACAUUAGCAUCUCUUCUCUUGGUCCCCUUAGGGAACUGUCUUUCAUCAGAGUCAUCUACAAGCAUGCCCCCUCUGCAUCUGAGGCAGGACAGUCUGGGCUGCAGAAGGGCUGGUUCAGCCAGGAGCAGGGAGCAAGGGUCUCCCAUCUUGGGCAUUUACUGAGUGCUGGGCAAGUGGAUUUGAGGGACCAGUGGAAUAACCCCAAGUAGAGUAACUGUAUGUCACAUUAUGGAAUGUUCUGAGUAGGUAGCCACUUUUCCCAAAGAUAUUUUUCUCCUUUUAUUAUUCCAUUGUAUAGGUUUAAACUGGGGUUUCUUUUUUUCCUCUCUAAGUGGCACUCUUCUGUUUGCUGACUCCUAAUUUCUUUGACUGGGUUAUAUGGCUGUGGAUUGGCAAAAAGCUAUGCCAUCAGCCUUCCAUCGUCAAAAGCAGUCUCUUCUUUUUUGACAGUUGAAGAAGCAAGUGUAGGAAAUGCGGAGGGAGCGCUCAUGAAGGUAUUACAGGCUCGGAAGAAGCACACGAGCACCGAGCUGACCAUUGAGCCAGAGGUAUCCGCAAAUAAAAAUGGCGUCGGCUUGUCAGGCUUCACGAGUGACCAGAUGGACUUCAAUGAUGAAAGCGAUGUCAUUAGUGCACUUAAUUACAUAUUGCCUUAUUUCUCAGAGGGAAAUCUAGAAGAUGUAGAAUCAACAUUAUUACCAUUCAUUAAACUGCUUUUCUCAAAUGUGCAGGAAGGAGAGAAGCCCCUAAGUCAUAUGAAAAACAAUACAAAGGCUCAGCCUCUUGAACCUGGACCCAGCAAUUCAGCUUACAAAAAUAAACUGAGGAAGCUCUAUUUCCUGGAAAAUUUCUUAGAUGCAGAAAUUCAAGAAAAAAUCGAUGAGGUUAAAAAGAAAGAAAAAACUGCCAUGCUUAUGCAGUCUGGCCUUUUAGGUCCCAAACUUAAACGCCGAAUCUUUCCCCAAAAAGUGGCAACUGCUGAAUCACAGGAAAAUAGCCUGACAGAGAGUGAGAGUGGAGACAGGGGGCUGAAGAAAGUGACGCUAUUCCUCAAAGGGCCCAAGCGCCUACGGAGAAAGCUCUUACAGGAGGCAAGAAUCAAGAGGAAACAGGGUACCUGGCCGACAGCGAAGAAAGUGGCCGAAGAAAGAACGCUUGGGAAACCAAUCCCGAGUGAAAUGACACAGUUUGACGUGGUGCAGAGGCCUCGGAAGUUUGUGGGAAGCUCCUUCCACACCGAGCCUUCCUUCACGCAGACGCACAAGGCUGCGGUCUCUUCUUUCUUCAAACAGUAUAUUGGCAUGCCUUCUACUUCUGCCACCUCAAAAUCCCUACCUGAGGUUAAAAAACAAUCAAAAGACAUGAGCGACACCAUUUUUGUUUUAGAAGAUGCAAAUGCUAGAGUUAAAAGUAUGGAAGCUGGUAAACCAAUUGUACAUUCUAGAAGAAAAUACCGCUUUCAUAAACCUCAUUCCCAUGUGGCCCACAGAACACCUGCGGCCAAACUAAGUCAAAAGUUUAGAAAAGAAACAGUGUUCCAUGGACAGAUGCCUGUAAAGCGGCCUCCAUUCUCUGCAGUAAGGAGCCUUAUAAAUUCCCCGUCACAUGGGGUUUUUCCACCUUCAGAAGAGCUGAGUCCUCAGGAGAAUCCUUUUCCAGAAUCACUUGCUCCUUCAGAAUCUGUUACAGAAAUCACUACUGUAUCCCCUCUAGGAAAUGGUAUUGAAGAAAACAGUUUUAUGGAAAACACUGCUAUACCUGAAGAAACUAUGUCUGAAAGUACAAAUGAUAAGAAUCCUUCCGCUAUAGAUUCCACUGGGACUGCGUUCUUAAUACCGACUGUUAAACAAAUCAGUGAAACUCUGUGGGAAUACCACAACACGGGCACUGACUUACCCAACAUGGAAAAAAGCUUCACUUACCCAUUGCUCGCGUCCCCGGGUGAUCAAUUUGAAAUGCAGCUAAACCAGCAGCUCCGAUCCCUCAUCCCCAACAACGACGUGAGAAGGCUCAUUUCUCACGUUAUCCGGACUUUGAAAAUGGACUGCUCUGAGACCCAUGUGCAACUGGCCUGUGCCAAGCUCAUCUCUAGAACAGGUCUCCUGAUGAAGCUUCUGAGUGAGCAGCAAGAAGUAAAAGUAUCCAAGGCAGAAUGGGAUACGGAUCAGUGGAAGAGUGAGAACUACAUCAAGGAGAGCACAGAAGCCCAGGCUGAACAGAAAGAGCAGGAGUCAAGUGAGCUCACUAAAGGAGUUCCAGGAUAUGGCUAUAACAACAAACUCAUCUUGGCAAUAUCUGUGACUGUAAUAGUGAUGAUUUUGAUUAUAAUUUUCUGUCUUAUUGAGAUUUAUUCUCAUAGAAGAGCAGCAAGGACAGAUGUAGAAUCAGGCUCAGUCCCAAGGAGGGGCUUUUUUGACUUUCUGCAUAGGAGAUGCUCAUCGCAGAGUGAAAGCCAGGAGGGCUUUUUCUGGUUAAGGUGUCCACUUUGGCUUAGGGAUAUGUACAGACCUCUCAAUGCCACACGCAAGAAAAACAUGGCCCAGAAGCUUCACGACAAGGAGUCUUCUGAUGAGGAAGAGAUUUACAAGAGGGAUGCAGGGGAGCGCAUAUCAACAGCAACACCUGUGGAUUCGGCUGCUGAAGGUGGUGAGGAAAGUGAGACCGCGCCAGAAGGGGAGGACGAAGAGUGAUCCAGCCUGCCUAAGGCCACCUGCAAACUGUACUUUCUAAUGUUGGCAUCUCGGCAUUGCUUGUAAGAUACUUAUUAUUCACACACAAAAAAUGUAUACAGUCUAUUGUCAAUUCCAGCCAGCUGGUAAGAAACUUAAAUGUUAAUAGUUAAAUAUUUAUACACGCAAAACAAGGGCCAGAGUAAAGAAAAGCAGGACUGAAGCCAGAGACUGUCAAGCUGGCCAACACCUCCACAAGCGGCAUUGUGGGCAGAGGACGCACGGGGGCUCCCCCACCUCAUUUCCCAGUCUAGUCAGUCUCCGGGAAGCUGAAAAUACAUCAUCCUGGAGAGAGGGAGCCAAUUUCUAAAUCAAAUACAGUUGUUCUGGGGCUCUCUCCCCUUGUCCAUUAAGAACCAGUCCUUUACAACAUACUUGACCUCUUGCCCUGAGGGGACCUUCCACCUGCUGCCACCUCUCAGAGGGUGGGUGGGGUUGCCAGAAAUGUUUGGAUCACUAAGCCGACCUGCACUGUUGCAUCAAGUCCUCUGUUUUCUCCCAUGCUCCCAAAUUCAUGCGUGAAUGUGUGUCCUUUACCCUUUAAAUCUGGUGGAAAAUUCAAAAAUUUUUUUUUGUUGGUUUUUUCUUUUUAAAAAUCUCAACCCUUGGAUAGCUACUAGGCCAAUUCACUGUCCCUCAGAUGGUUGGAGGGCCAGACUAUAGUUUAAAAAAAAAAAAAAAAAACUUAACAAAUUCCUAUGCACACUGCACAUACCUUAUUUUGAAGUACAAAAACAAAACGGGGACAAAUACAAUCACACCGCUUCUUGUGGCCCGCGGGCCGCAAUUUGAGGAUGCCUGGUCUAGGGAGAUAGAGAAGUAGAACCCAUGCUUGCCAGUGAAGAGUCAACAAUGACAAUAAUACUGGGGAUGAUGGCUGCUACGGUUUAUUAGGCACCAGCUUGGGCCAGCAUAAUACGAAGCUCUUUAGUUACACUGUUAAGUCACAAGGACCAAAACGCCACAUGCCAGCUCAAACUCUGCAAGGGCGUGGGGUGUUAUGAGUGUUGGACAUAAACAGGAAGCUAACAGUAAACCAAGACUAGAGAUCUUGUACUGCUGGGCCUCCCAGACUCUGGGCCAGGAUUCCAGGCAAAUCCAGGUUCCUAUUUUGUCACAAUUACAUUAUUUCCAAUUGGGUACACAAAGUGAGACUUACGUAAAACACUAUCUCAACUUUGUACAAUACUUGUUAACCUCAAAUGCUACCGUACUGUACUUCUAUUUUUUGUUUUAGAGAUAGAGUCUCACUUUGUCACCCUUGGUAGAGUACCAUGGCAUCACAGCUCACAGCAACCUCCAGGUCUUGGGCUUAGGCGAUUCUCUGGCCUCAGCCUGCCGAGUAGCUGGGACUAUAGGCACCCGCCACAAUGCCCGGCUGUUUUUUGCAGUUUGGCUGGGGCCGGGUUCAAACCCUCCACCCUCGGUAUAUGGGGCUGGCGCACCCCCUACUGUACUUCUAAAUUAAAACUCCCCAAAGUGAGAUUCUACUUUGCCCAGCUCUUCAGUGAGACCUGAGAGGUAGAGAGAGGGGGACACAAGGCCAACAGCUACUAAAUGAAUGAAAAUCCUCACUGAUUCCUAUGAAAACUGUCAGAGAAAUGAGAAAUUUUAUAACAGAUGAAGAAAUGAGGCAAUAUAUGAUUAGAGCAAAAAUAAUACGGAAAAGAAAUGUAGCGGUUCGGAAGAAAGAAGGUUACAUGGCCUAGGGAAAAUCCUUGAAGAAAAUGGAAUUUUGCUGGAGGAUCCGUCUUUAGGUAGUUCACUCACUCACACACUGUAGGUAGUUCACUCACUCACACACUGGUGAGUUCUCGGAGGCUUCAGUUCCUCCAACGGGCCUGUGCACACGCUAUUUGAUUGAAGGUUCUCAUGACUUGAUGGUGGGCCUCCUCCAGAGUGAGUGGUCUAAGAGACAGAGACAGAGCCAGGCAGAAGUUAACCUUUUCAUGACCUAGCCUCAGAAGACCUCUGCCACAUAACAUGAAUAGAGGUCAGUCCCUAAAUGCGGCCCACAUUCAAGGGGAGGGAAUUUAGACUUCACCUUUCGGAGAAAGAAGAAUCAAAGAGCUUGUGGACUAUAUUAAAACUACUUGCAUAUACAAAAAAGCAAAAAAAAAAAAAAAGAAUGGAAGAGAAAGUAUCCAAUGUACUCAGCCCUACUAUGAAACUAAUUUAUGGCUUUCACAUGAAAGCUAUAACCCAGUUAUAACCUAAGAAUGGGGGAAAGGGAGGGGAGGGAGGGGGAGGUGGG
Nycticebus coucang (slow loris) is the source of this 5026-nucleotide messenger RNA. Its product is annotated as leucine-rich repeat-containing protein 37A2-like. The coding region runs from base 532 to 2733 and encodes 733 amino acids. The record is from RefSeq and is a predicted model, not a curated record. NCBI's taxonomy places the organism in Eukaryota, Metazoa, Chordata, Mammalia, Primates, Lorisidae. The transcript is spliced from 6 exons.